This is a messenger RNA of Maudiozyma barnettii, 2568 nucleotides long. Its product is annotated as metallo-dependent hydrolase superfamily protein. The record is from RefSeq and is a predicted model, not a curated record. Gene Ontology annotation, cellular component: cytosol. Lineage: Eukaryota; Fungi; Ascomycota; Saccharomycetes; Saccharomycetales; Saccharomycetaceae. Gene Ontology annotation, biological process: IMP salvage. Bases 1 to 2568 code for a protein of 855 amino acids. The transcript has a single exon. Gene Ontology annotation, molecular function: AMP deaminase activity.
AUGUAUACCGAUUUACUUGAGAGAGGUCCAUCGCUCUUAUUAGAUGAUUAUCAACAAAAUGUGGUUAUUCCAAGUAAAAAUUCCAAAAAGCCUCUUUCAUCACAAGAUGCAGAGGAACUAUUGAAGAAUAAAAAAAUCUUAUCAAUUGAUGAUAUAGAUAUGAUAGAUUUAAGGACAGUAUUUGAUGAUCAGAUGAUCUGUGGUUCACCUAUGUAUUUUGAUUCAGAUCCGGAAGAGAAUAAUGAUCCAAUUACAUUAAAGGAUACCAACCCUAGGCCAAACAGUGCAUUAGUACCAUCAAUGGCAGAUUGUUAUGGUGAUGUCAAUGGGAAUAUAUUUAAGGAGUUACGUGUUGUUCGUGGGAAAUAUAUCAGAGGAUCAUUCCAGGAUUGUGUUAGUGACAUGAAAAAUGAUUUGGAUAGAUGGCUAGUUUACCCAAAACCAUUACCAAAAUUUUGGAAGUUUGAAAAAGAUAAUAGGUUUAAAGAAAAAAUAUCGCAAUCUGUAUCUUCUUCAGACAUUGAUUUAACUUCGAAGGAUUUGAAAAAAGUAAGUAAUCAUGGAUUCUAUUAUCCACACAACAUAGAUGAAGAAUAUUUUUUAGGUAGGAAAAAGAAAAAUCCACAUUAUACAGGUGAAUAUUUUAAUAUUCAUUUAUAUGAAAAGGCGAGUCAUAAAAAUAUGAUAAAGCAUUCUUUGUUAAGAUUUGGCAAUGAACGAAGAGAUAUUCCCAGUUUUAAAGAGUUUAGACAUGAUUUGACGAACUUAAUUAAAGUCUCACAGACUAAUAAAAUCAAUCAGAUAUCUGAGAGAAGAUUAGUAUACCUAAAGGAUAAAUUUGAAUUAUUCCAGUUUUUAAAACAGAAAUCAGAAAUAUUAGAAAAUAAAAAUGUCCCAUAUCGAGAUUUUUAUAACUCAAGGAAAGUAGAUCUUGAUCUCUUACUAAGUGGAUGUAUGGGGAGACGUCAAUUGAGUGAGUAUAUUUGGGAAAAAUUGAAUAAUGAGCCGGAUCGUAUAGUUUGCGUUACAGAAUAUGGGAAACCAAUUAGAUUAAACCAAUUUUUUGAGAAUGGUAAAAAUGUAGACAAAGGUGACUGUAUCCCAGUAGGGUUAAAACUGAUCGAUGACGAUUUCUUAGAAUGGUAUAAAGAUGUCUAUCUCGUUAGUUAUCAUCUCUUCUGUGCAACUGAGACUUCGAUAAGGGAUUCUUUAAAAGGUAAACAUUAUCGUUAUUAUCUUUUAGCUAAAACGUUUUUAGAAUUUGAUAACCAUAUUGAUGGUGAAUACUUAGCAGAAAUAUUUACAAGGUUUUGCCUUCACACGUUAGAGAAAUCAAAGUAUCAGUUGGCCCAAGUGUCGGUAGAUUAUCAAUACACCAACGAAAAUGGGAGUACUUCUGAUAAUUGGUGGAAGAAAUUUUCAAGUUGGCUCAUGAAAUAUAAUUUAAUAUCUUAUAAUGUUCGUUGGAAUAUUAGAUUCUCAAGAUGCUAUUCUCCACUUUUUGCUUUAGGAAAAGUAAAAAAUUUUCAAGAUUUUAUAAACUUGAUUUUUAACCCUCUGCUUGAAGCAAUGAAUUCGGAUGAUAUUAACUUUCAAUUUACGAUGAGAAACAUUUGUUCUUUUGACUUAGUUAUUAAUCAAACAGAUGAUUAUUUAUGGAAGGUCUUCGAAGAUACUGAUUUGGAACCAAAUAAAUGGACAGCAGGAGGUGAUAAUCCAACAAUUUCGCAGUACAUGUAUGCAGUUUAUAAUAGCUUGUCGGAAAUUAAUCAAAUACGACAUAACUGUUUUCAAAAUACCAUUGUUUUAAGAAGUUAUUGUUGUCCUUAUAUUACUAAGAAUAGAACCUCUCAGUUUAGUACCGCUGAUGUUAUCUUUAAUGAGCAAAUCGAAUCAUUGGCUUGCAAUCUACUUCUGUGUAAUGGUGGUCUUUUGCAGAGUGAGCCAAUCUGGGAGGCACCAUCAUUAUUACUCUACAUGUAUUAUUUGUUUCAAAUCCCAAUGGUUGUCUCACCCUUGUCAUCUGUGUCACAUGGAACUACUCUGAUUGAGGAUUAUCAUAAUCAAGAAAUAUCUAAUGAUGAAGAGAACAUUGAGAAGAAUUUUGUGACUGAGAGGCGAGAAGAGAAUAAACUAAGAAAUUUGACGGUUAUAAACGGAAGAAGUUAUAAUAAAAACCCAUUUAUGAGUCUAUUUAAAAUUGGGUUUAAGGUGUCUCUUUCUUCAGAAUCGGUUCUAUUCAAUUCAUCAUACACCCAAGAACCAAUGAUGGAGGAAUAUAGUGUUGCAGCGAGUAUAUAUUUGUUAAACGCCGCCGAUCUUUGUGAGUUAACCAGGAACUCUGUACUCUUCAGUGGGUACGAUGGAUGGUAUAAAUCGCACUGGAUUGGAGCAGUGGUUAGGAAAAGACAAGAUGAAGAGGUAAUUAGUGAACCAAUAGGUAUGCUCGACGUAUGGUACGAUAAAGAAAGAGAUACAAGAGAGAGACAUAAUGUACCCUUUUUAAGAAGGUGUUUUAGAAAUGAAACAUUAGCACAAGAAUGGAUGUUUACCCAAGAUGACUUCUAG